Messenger RNA from Cuscuta campestris, 747 nucleotides. Lineage: Eukaryota; Viridiplantae; Streptophyta; Magnoliopsida; Solanales; Convolvulaceae. The record is from the annotation of a GenBank genome assembly.
AGCGAGUUCUUCACUGCUAACAUCAAUGCAGGUUCCAUAGAAACCGAGCUGUCCAACGAUGCCACAAUGACUGAGGCUAGAGAAAACCGUGAUGAAGGAACGCCGUAGGUCGAAUUCCGGCGGCCAGCAGCGCACUGGUGGUGGAGAGGAGGAGAUUGUGGCAUAUUGUUGGGAGUGCUUGUACAAUACGAGGCAUGAGAAGGUCACAGCAAAACAGAAUACUGGCACUAGUGACCCGAAUCUUGAUAUGUCUGCUCGUGGGAAUGUUUGUAAGGUUUGUAAAGACAUUGCUUAUAAAGAGGGGGAUGAUGACAAGACAGUGGCCACUACAAGCAGCCCACGUGCAUGGUUUUCAAUAUUCAUGCCUAAGAAAAACAAGUCCGAGGGGAGAAGAAGCACUCUCGAUCACCUGAGGAGGCUUACUCAGAACAAUAUCUCAGCCUGGACUAUGAAGAGGCUGAUGCGGAUUGUUCGGAAAGGUGUGUUGUCGACCUUAGAUGAAUAGCUUCAUGAGUCCAGAAGUAGAGAUGAAUCUACAGUGCAAAUUACAAGUGAGAAACUAAAAGUUGCAGCCAAAAAGAUUUUCAAUAGUGUGGCUAAGCGAGGCUCUGAUUGAGUACCAUUUACUUACUCUGUGAUUUGCUGUUUAAAACUCAAAAUUAGUUUCCUACACUAGCUUAAUCCCUUUGGGGAACUUGUUACAGAUUUAUUAAUUAGCAGAAAACUUGGUCAUCAGCAUUUACCUUU